UAUACUAACGGUGAGGCUGAUGUCAAGCUUAUCGUUGUUUUAUUUACAAUUCUGCUUUGCUCCAAAGUCGCUGCGUCAGCGAUCCUAGUCCAAUGGACCUGGGGACGGAAGUGGGGAGUAAUUCGCAUUGCCUUCACGCUUUCACGAUAUGUACCUUUUGCCGGUGCACUUAUGACCUCGUACUCCGCUGUCAAGACAUGGGGUACGCAAAAUUGUGCACCCUUUAACGAUGCUGUAAACGGCAUACAUUUCUUGGGCAUUAUUGCCUCGGAAGGAUUAUUGAUCGCCAGGGUCUAUGCCUUUUCUGGCAACAGCAAAGUAUAUCUUAUCAGCCUUCUCUCCUUUGGUUUGGCCAUCUUGGUGGCGUCUCUGAUUAUAAGUAUUGCUCCCAUCAAUUUGAACAUCCCAGGAGUCGCAGGCAAGGUCUCAAGGCGACAAUCAAUUCAAUACUCUUUCUCUGACAAUCUGCCACUAGUUCUCAUCUCCGUCACUGCAUUUUUGAGAUAUCGACACUACCUUGAGUCUCAUAGCACGCUAAUAAAGAGUAUCUAUCGCGAUGGACUCUUCUACAUGUUCUGUAUCACAAGUAUUGACACCAUCUUUAUUAUUUAUUUCCUCUCGUACAGCGAGACGCUAAACACACCUCAAAUUGUUGCGCACAGUGUUCUUGCUUCUCGAAUACUAUUCAACCUUCAAGUGAGCAGGGAGACACCAAGCUUUCCCACCGAGCGAUCGUCUUCGAUGGAAAUGCUAUCCCGUCCACAUGAGCUUCAAGCAUGGUCUGAAGGCAGCGAGACGGUUGCUGGUCCUGUCCAGCCAGAUUGGCAACCUUAG
This is a messenger RNA of Suillus clintonianus, 834 nucleotides long. RefSeq lists its product as uncharacterized. The annotation marks the transcript as partial. The record is from RefSeq and is a predicted model, not a curated record. The transcript has 10 exons. NCBI's taxonomy places the organism in Eukaryota, Fungi, Basidiomycota, Agaricomycetes, Boletales, Suillaceae.